CAAACUUACUUCAAGGUUAGGUUUUACUUCCUAGUGGUGCAAUAGUGAGUGAAGAGCUCUUUAUUGUUCCAACCAGCUGAUAAACAGCUGUAAAAGCGGACUGUAGUCUGUAAACCAUUGUCAGUUGUAUACCGGACUGUUGGAACAUUCUUUCCUCUGUGUUAUUUUUGUUUACUUGUGAGAUGAGCAACAUAGCUGUGUUUGGUGCCACCGGAAUGGUGGGUUUAUGUGUACUUAAAGCGGCAGUUGAAAAAGGUUUGAACGUUCAAGCACUGUUACGAUACCCAAACAAACUACCAAAGGAGUACCAGGGGAAGGUAAGCUAUGUACAAGGAGACGUGUUUAAUGCUGAAGAUGUGAGGAAAACCUUGGAAGGCCAGGAUGCUGCCAUUGUGGUCUUGGGGACUGGAAAUUCCGUCGGUUCCAAGGGGCUCACAAAUGUCAUUGCAGGGAUGAAGGAGUUGAACAUAAAAGUUGUCUCGGUUUGUUUAUCAUCAAAUGUGUUCAUCCCGCCAGAGAAGGACCGGCCCAUGUUCCCAGGAGUGGUUGCUGAGCACAGGAAGAUGUUCGCGAUCCUGAAGGACAGUGGAUUGCAGUGGAUAGCCGUCAACUCCCCGUAUAUAAUGGAUAUGCGGCCCACUGGGUACAUCACAGCUCACAGUAUAAUCAAGGGCGACCCGGGUGUGUCCAAGUACGAUCUGGGGCGAUUCUUCGUAGACUGCCUGUCAAUGCCGGAGCACUACCAGAAGUCAGUUGGGAUCACUUCCAAGCGGUGAACUAAAGACCGAAGACGAGUUUAUGCUACUAUAAGAUAUUCUUUAAUGUAUGAUCUAUAUUUUGUUUAUAUAAUUAUAUUACUGUUUAUUUAAGAAAUUUCCUUCCUUAACCUCAAAUCAGAAUUUCACUUUAUGUAACUGUAUUUACAAAAUUGAAACAUGUACAUAAAUCUUUGAGGCACUUCUGGAUGAUAAUGAAAUAAUGAACUUCUUUGGAUACAACAU
Messenger RNA from Homalodisca vitripennis (glassy-winged sharpshooter), 1001 nucleotides. RefSeq names its product flavin reductase (NADPH)-like. The record is from RefSeq and is a predicted model, not a curated record. NCBI's taxonomy places the organism in Eukaryota, Metazoa, Arthropoda, Insecta, Hemiptera, Cicadellidae. Bases 183 to 776 code for a protein of 197 amino acids. The transcript has 4 exons.